AUGGGUUUUCUGGGCCCUUUUUUCUCUUGUCUCGGCGACAUCUUGCGCAUGCUGUCCUUUCUGUACAAAGAUCGACAUCUAGAACGCCACACUUUCAUCCGUAUUGCCGGAAUGUUCUGGGAUCUGCAGGGCUACUCCCAUAUGCAGACACUGAUCGAAGAUGGGACUCGGGAUGACGCGCUGGUAUACACUCAUCGCUCGUUUGAGACAUAG
Pyrenophora tritici-repentis Pt-1C-BFP is the source of this 213-nucleotide messenger RNA. The record is from RefSeq and is a predicted model, not a curated record. Lineage: Eukaryota; Fungi; Ascomycota; Dothideomycetes; Pleosporales; Pleosporaceae.